This is a messenger RNA of Scutellospora calospora, 608 nucleotides long. The record is from the annotation of a GenBank genome assembly. NCBI's taxonomy places the organism in Eukaryota, Fungi, Glomeromycota, Glomeromycetes, Diversisporales, Gigasporaceae.
AUAAAUUAUGUGGUUAUGUAAAUGAAAUGAAUAUUCGAAAACUUUUAAAUUCAAAUAUAACAAUUCCAAUCAUAUUAAAAGUUAAUCAAUCAGGUUUUAAUGUUCCUUCUGAUAUUUCAAAACCUUUAAUAAUGAUUGGUCCUGGUACAGGAGUAGCUCCAUUUAUUGGAUUUCUUCAACAUAGAGAAUUACAAAUUUUAUUAGAAAAGGAAACAAAUAAUAAUAAUAAAAUUUUAGGUGAUAUGUGGUUAUUUUAUGGAUGUAGAGAUAAAGAAAAAGAUUUUCUAUAUCGUAAGGAGUUGGAAGGUUUUGUAGAACGUGGAAUUUUAAAAGAAUUAUUUGUUGCUAUAAGUCGUUCUCCUGGUGCUGGAAUAAAUGGAAAACCAAAAUAUGUUCAAGACCUUAUGAAAAUUCAAGGUCGAAAUAUUUUUGAAUUAAUAACUAAAAAAGAUUUUAUGAUUUUUGUAUGUGGUGACGCCAAAGGCAUGUCAAAAGGUGUGAACGAUGCUUUGGCUGAUAUUCUUGUUGAACAUGGUCAAAUGCAACGAUCAGAGGCAUUAGAUUUAUUAAAGAAAUGGAUCAAAGAAAAACGAUAUUUACGUGACUUG